GGAUACCGUGUGAUCAGCAUCAGCAGCACUGAAAGCGGAGGAACCGUUCAGCAAACAGCCGACCAGCACAGACAAAAUACAACCCAAACGAUGACCUUCCUACAGAUACGACAAAAGCAAACAAUUAUUUGACAACUUCCGACCGCACACCUUGCCUUCGCCGCUCCUUGCUGUAAGCGCCCCGCUCCAACUCUACAUCCUUUCCCCCCAGCCUCUCGGCCCUCCAGCAGGACCAUGAUGCUCAGCAGCUCUGUGGAGGUGCCCAGCCCGGGUGGGAUGAACGGUCUCAGCGGCCUCAGCGGUCUGAGCGCGGCGGCUCGUAACGUGGUGCGCUCCUCCAGCAUCUCGGGGACGAUGUACAACGUGGAGAAGAGUCCCAGCGGAGGGGCGGCGGACUCCACGUCUCUGGCUGGAAACAAGAAGCGGCGCUCCAGCCUCGGCGCCAAGAUGGUGGCCAUUGUGGGGUUGUCGCAGUGGAGCAAGAGCACACAGCAGCUCAACCAGCAAGAAGGUGGGACGAAGAAGCUUCGCAGCACCAUCCGACGGAGCACGGAGACCGGCAUCGCCGUGGAGAUGAGGAACCGAGUGACGCGGCAAGGAAGCAAGGACUCGACCGACGGCAGCACCAACUCCAACAGCUCCGAUGGAACGUUUGUCUUCCCUACAACACGCCUGGGCCCUGAGAGCCAGUUCAGUGACUUCCUGGAUGGACUCGGCCCCGCUCAGAUCGUAGGCCGGCAAACGUUAGCUACACCCCCCAUGGGCGAUGUCCAUGUAGGCAUGGUGGACAGAGGAGGGCAGCUGGAGGUGGAGGUCAACCAGGCCAGAAGGUUGACCCCUAAGUCGGGCUCCAAGAACACACCAGCUACCUACGUGAAGGUGUAUCUGCUGGAGAACGGCAUGUGCUUGGCCAAAAAGAAAACCAAAGUAGUGAAGAAGAAUCUGGACCCCACCUACCAGCAGGCUCUGUUGUUUGAUGAGAGUCCUCAGGGCAAAGUCCUACAAGUAAUCGUGUGGGGGGAUUACGGGCGUAUGGACCACAAGUGCUUCAUGGGAAUGGCCCAGAUCCUUCUGGAGGACCUGGACCUGUCUGCCACGGUCAGCGGCUGGUACAAGCUGUUCCCUACCUCCUCUCUGGCAGACCCCAGCAUCGGACCGCUCACCAGACGCCUCUCUCAGUCCAGCCUGGAGAGCGCCACCAGCCCCUCGUGCACCUAGACCCCCAGCAGACCCCCAGCAUACCCCCAGCAGAACCCCACAUGCAUGGGCACAGAGUCAUGCAGACACGGACACACGUACUGUAAAUACACAACGACUGUAUUCCAAGUGCAAGACAGGUAGACACAGACACACACACACACACAUAUAUAUAUAUAUACCCAUGUGCAUCUGUGCAGGAACACACAUAUAGGUGCAAAUACCUGAUCGCCAUAUCCUUCAGUACGUCCAUAAUCACACACACUGAUCAGUAUUUUAGUUGAGCAAAUCUAACUUGAAGUAGACUUAAUUUACCAGAACAUGUAGCAUUUCCCACCGUUCCCAUUUUCAACCUUUCCUACCAUGACUCAGAAAUUCUGCAUUCCCAGAUUUCAUCCCAGGCCCAUCCCAAUGCCAGUUUCUAAACUCUCUAUGCCAAACUAAGGGAAAAAACACUUUAUUUUUUAAAAACCAAAGCAAUUGUAAUGUUGUUAUGAUAACUAUAAGUCGUAGGUGAAAUAGUAUACAAUAUAAAGUAUGGAAAUGUAGCAGAGUCGAUGACUUAGAUGUAAUGCAAAAAAAACACACACAUUCUACACACACGAGCUGAGAGCGGCGGGCCACACACACACACCUGGGCAACAGGCUUGGAUAUUCACAUAAUGGCUAUUAUGUGAGGUAGCAACACUGCUAUUCUAUAAUUUUCACACGGCAGAGUUUAUAUAUAGAUAUAAAUAUAUCAUAUAUAUAUAUAAAUAGAUAGUUAUAUACUUAUUUGUGUUUAUGUAUGUAUGGGCUGCAUUCUGCAUGUUUGCUUGCAACCUUUUGUAGAGACAUUUUAAAGUGCUUCAAUAUGUUUGAUUUCGCUUGCCUCGGCCAAUGUAUCAGGAGCUGCUUUAUUUUGCAAUCCGAGAGAAAAAAGAGCACCGAGUUAGUGAGGAGGGUGGUGACGAGGGGGGGGGGGGGGGGCCGUCAUCACAAUCUGCAGGAGAAGAGAACAAAUUAUUCAGCCAGCUACUCAUUCGCUGAUGAACAAAAUGUAUGAUCCUGCCUUCAUCUUUAGAAAGGACUGUUGUACAGCACAAGGCAUUCUGGGAAAUGUGUCCAGCUCCAGUUUGGGGUUUCUUGUGUUCCACAUCCAGGGGGUGCCACUCUCUCUUUACCAGCAGCCAGACUGUCUGAACUUCCUGUUGAUUUCCCCCUUCUGAUGUUCCUAAUUGAUAAAGAGAAGGUGGUGAGCACACACAGCUGGUAACAACACACCCUUCCUCUCUUCGGUACACACACUCUGUCUCACUACAUGUUACUAAACCUGUUGUGAAUGUGUGAACGAUAUCUGACUGUUUAUGCCAGAGUUACUUUUCCAGCAGGUUGAUUGUUCACCUGUGCACCAGUUUCAUUCGCUUCAGAUGUCACUCUUCAAGAUGGCACUUUACUGUAAUAUUAUGUUUGAUUUACAUGCAGUGGUUGACCACCUGUUUAUUUAUUUUAUUUUAUUUGAUCAAACUCCAGUGUACAUCUUUGAAUCUAUUAAUUGCAUGCCAGCAUGGGCAGUUUUCCACAGAUUUUUGACUUAAAGGUCCCAUGUCAUGGCCAUUUCUACUGAUCAUAAUUCCAUUGUUGAGGUCUACUAGAAUAUAUUUAUAUUGUGCAAUUUUCCAAACUCACAUUGGUUUCUCAUACAGCAUCUCUGUAUAGUAUGUGUAUUCACUCUCUGUCCUAAACGGCUUG
This is a messenger RNA of Trematomus bernacchii (emerald rockcod), 2928 nucleotides long. RefSeq names its product regulating synaptic membrane exocytosis 3 (gene rims3). Bases 235 to 1218 code for a protein of 327 amino acids. Gene Ontology annotation, biological process: regulation of synaptic plasticity; positive regulation of synaptic transmission; calcium ion-regulated exocytosis of neurotransmitter. Lineage: Eukaryota; Metazoa; Chordata; Actinopteri; Perciformes; Nototheniidae. The transcript has 7 exons. Gene Ontology annotation, cellular component: presynaptic membrane; cytoskeleton of presynaptic active zone. The record is from RefSeq and is a predicted model, not a curated record. Gene Ontology annotation, molecular function: small GTPase binding; transmembrane transporter binding.